Messenger RNA from Suillus paluster, 1879 nucleotides. RefSeq names its product cytochrome P450. The transcript has 13 exons. Lineage: Eukaryota; Fungi; Basidiomycota; Agaricomycetes; Boletales; Suillaceae. Bases 192 to 1847 code for a protein of 551 amino acids. The record is from RefSeq and is a predicted model, not a curated record. Gene Ontology annotation, molecular function: iron ion binding; oxidoreductase activity, acting on paired donors, with incorporation or reduction of molecular oxygen; heme binding.
AGCCUACGUAUCACGUCUGAGCUUGAAUGGCCUCCCACUUAGUAUUUGCAGUUGACUCUUGAUGUAUAAGCAACGGUGCCGCACGGCAAGCACUCCACUGUUGCUAAAGCCGGUGGACUUUGUACUCGCUCCGCAGCCUCAGAAGUGACUAUAAAUCUCCCGCCAGAUUCCACGUCGAAUCCGUCACAAGAAUGAAUAUCUCUACUACUCUCUCUAUACUACCUGGCUCUCCAUCAAGUCUCUGGACAACCAUGCGUUCAGUUGGCACAUUCAAUAUCGCUUGUUCAUUUGCAGCACUUUGGGCCUUUGUCAAAGUUCUAAGGGCACUCCGCUGGCGAUUGAAGACCACUCAACUGCGGGGUCCACCUCGUUCCAGCAUCGUAUAUGGUGUUUCAAACGACCUCGUCUCAUCUACAGAUACUGCUGCAAUGUAUGAACGUUGGGCGGAUGAAUAUGGGGUAGUAUAUAUGAUUCCGAGCGUCCUCGGGCAGACUAAAAUCGUGCUAUGCGACCCAAAAGCUAUAGCACACUUUUAUGCCCGAGAGACAUGGACCUAUGUGCAGACGCCCCUUGCGUCAGUGCUCCUAGAGACCUCGAUCGGCAGAGGGUUACUAUGGGCUCACGGUGAAAGCCACAGGAGGCAGCGGAAGGCCCUCACGCCAGCUUUUAGCAACGCAGCUAUUCGGAGACUUACAUCAGUGUUUUAUGACUCAGCAUACAAGGUCAAGGGUGCAUGGGAUACUGCUAUAGAAUCCAGCAAGGAUGGCAAUGCGGUCAUUGAAGUCCAGAACUGGAUGAAUCAUACCUCUCUAGAUACGAUUGGCAUCGCCGGUUUCUCCCAUGAUUUUGGCUCGCUCGAUGGGAAGCACGCUACCGUGACCGAAGCGUUUGAUACGUUCGGGAACAAUGCACGGACCUCAGUGGCGAACAAGCGGACGAUUCUGAACAAGAAACUUGGCGUGACCAUGGGCGAAAUAUCCAACAAAUUGUUGAUUCGCAGUCGCCAGGAGAAGGGCGCGAACAUGAACGAGGCAGAAGAGGAGAAGUCCGUUAUUGGACUGUUGCUCAAAGCCGAAGGUCAGGAUGCCGAGCUUCGCCUGUCGGAGGCAGAAGUAGUGGCUGAGGUCCGUGGAGACUAUUCUAGCGACGAAUUUCAAGCUAACGUCAUGCAGAUGAAGGUCUUGCUUGUCGCGGGUUACGAGACGACAUCCAUCAGUCUUACGUGGGCACUGAUCGAACUAUCGCGACACCCCGAUGUUCAAACCAGACUCAGAGAGGAACUGCUUGCGUUUGGUGCUGAUCCGACAUAUGACCAAUUAAAAGCCAACCUCCCGUUCUUGGAUGCUGUUGUCCAUGAAAUUCUACGACUCCAUCCCCCGAUAUCCGAAUUCGUUCGGCUUGCAGCCGCAGACGAUGUUAUUCCUUUGGGUGAACCUGUGCGCACGGCGUCCGGGAAAAUGACCGACAGUAUAUCUGUAGCCAAGGGGUCAUUGAUUACGAUCUCAGCCGGGGCAAUCAACCGCUCUUUCUCCAUCUGGGGACCUGACGCAAAGGAAUUCAAGCCCGACCGUUGGCUUGCUGAAGGGGGCAUCAGUGGGAAGGCCAAGGAAGUUCAAGGUCAUAGGCAUUUGCUGACAUUUGUCGACGGCCCGAGGACAUGUCUUGGAAAAGACUUUGCACUUGCGGAAUUCAAGACGGUUUUAUCGGUUCUGGUGAAGAAUUUCAUGUUUGAGAUGCGGGAUGGACCAGAUACUCAGCUUGAGAUUGCGAGGGGGCUUUUGCCUCGUCCGCGGGUUGUUGGAGAGGAUGGUAUUGGGGUACCUUUACGCGUCCGUCGGUACGAAUGAUUGAUUGCUGACAGGUUUAAAUAUUUUCCUCA